AUGUCCCAAAAGUUUGAGAAAUUGAAGGAGAAAGUGGUCAGAUCGUCUCCCACCAUCCCCUACACCUCGCUCGAUUUUUCACACGCUAAAACAUUAAGGCAAGAUAAAAUGAGGAGAGACCUCGAGUUUGCAAUUGGUGACCAUGUCUUCAUGAAGAUAGCACCAAUGAAGGAUGUUAUGCAAUUUGGGAGGAAGGGCAAGCUCAGUCUGAGGUUCAUUGGGUCAUUGAAGAUCCUAGAUAGAGUGGGAAUAUUGACAUACAGAGUGGUGAUACUGCCGAAUCUUGCAGAGGUACACAAUGUGUUCUAUGUGUCGAUACUGAGAAAGUACGUGUCGAACCCUUCGCAUGUACUGAGUUAUGAGUCAUUGCAACUUAUACCAAACUUAUCCUAUGAGGAGAAGCCUAUUCAGAUCUUAGGUAGACAAGAGAGGAAGUUAUGGAACAAGACAAUCAAGAUGGUCAAAAUCAAAUGGCUAAAUCACUUCGACAAGGAGGCCACUUGGGAAACUGAGUCAAACAUGAGGGGACCCAGAACUAUUCGUUAA
This is a messenger RNA of Zingiber officinale, 546 nucleotides long. RefSeq lists its product as uncharacterized. The coding region runs from base 1 to 546 and encodes 181 amino acids. The record is from RefSeq and is a predicted model, not a curated record. NCBI's taxonomy places the organism in Eukaryota, Viridiplantae, Streptophyta, Magnoliopsida, Zingiberales, Zingiberaceae. The transcript has 2 exons.